CCUUGAGACAAUAAUAAUAGAUUAACAGGAUUGGUCGGAACAAAAUUGCAGUACUCCAAUUUACCUCUCAAAUUAGCAGUGACCGAGUUGAAGAAGAUGGUGUUGAAAUUGUACGUUGAUCGGUUGUCCCAACCAUCCAGAGCUGUUCUCAUCUUCUGCAAGGCCAAUGGAAUUGAGUUUGAUGAGGUUCUAGUUGAUGUUGCUAAAGGGCAGCAGCGUUCUCCAGAAUAUGCAGAAAUUAAUCCCAUGAAAAAUGUUCCGGCAAUAGUAGAUGGAAGAUUUAAACUGUUUGAAAGCCAUGCCAUUCUAGUCUAUCUUGCUUGCGCAUUUCCUGGAGUUGCUGAACACUGGUACCCGGCAGAUCUCUCUAGAAGAGCUAAGAUUGACUCAGUGUUGCAUUGGCAUCACUCCAAUUUACGUGCUGGUGCAGCUCCAUAUGUUUUCAACGCCAGACUUGCUCCUAUAUUCGGUCUUCCUCUAAAUCCACGUGUUGCUGCUCGAGCUGAAAAACUUCUUUCUGGCUCACUUGCAAAGAUUGAGUCUAUUUGGCUGAAAGGAAAAGGUAGGUUUUUGGUAGGAAGCUCGCAACCAUCCAUAGCAGACCUCAGCUUAGUAUGUGAAAUCAUGCAACUAGAGCUACUGGAUAAGGAAGAUCGCAACCGACUAUUAGGUCCGCACAAGAAAGUUCAGCAGUGGAUCGAGGAUACCAGGCAUGCAACAAGACCUUAUUUUGACGAAAUGCACAAUAUCCUUUUCAAGGUCAAAGAAAAGCUUGCUAGGAUGCCUGCAGAGGGAGCGACUAGCAAGACUCUUGCUGGUAACAAAAAGCAAAUACUUUCAAAGAUGUGAGUACGCACUGUAAUGGCAUGAACCACCUGAGGUUUACAAGGCGUAAACUAUGUUUGUUAUCCGCUACUGCCUGUGUAGUAUCAUCUAAAUUAUGAAUAUUGAAGCUCUUCCAGACUACUGAUCUGCUAGCGUUGUAAAGUAAAAACAUAAACCAUGGUUCUUUAUAUAAUCACUCUAUCCUGAA
Messenger RNA from Daucus carota subsp. sativus, 1033 nucleotides. Its product is annotated as glutathione S-transferase T1. Lineage: Eukaryota; Viridiplantae; Streptophyta; Magnoliopsida; Apiales; Apiaceae. The transcript has 7 exons. Bases 97 to 849 code for a protein of 250 amino acids. The record is from RefSeq and is a predicted model, not a curated record.